AUGAAAUUCGAAGAUUUGUUGAUGCAGGCAGGUGAGGAGAAACAAACAAGAGAACAGCUCGAGGAGGAGGUGGAGAAAUUGCAGCACGAAUUAAAUGGGGAACUGCAACUGAGCAAAGUUUUGAAUUGUGCAUUGUAUGGGUCAAUUCACUCUUGUUCAUGCGUCUCCUUGUUGCUCCCACAAAAGGUUCAAGUGCUUCUAGCAGAAGUAGCAUUAGUGGAAGAAGAGAUUAUUUGGCUGGAGGGAAAGAUAAAUGAGCUCAAGUUGAGUGUUUACCAAGAAAAGAAGCAGACCGAAGAAUGGGAAAUGCUGCAGUUGAAAGAAUUUCAGCCACAGCGGAUUCAAAGCCGAUUACACAAGUUACCUUCCCGGCGGCCAAACCAUGUAGAGUCCAAAGACACUGAAAUUCUUAGCAGAUCAUCGGAUUAUGAGUAUCGAAAGUAUGAGGUUGGGAGGGAAAGAAGAGCCUCCACAGAAAUUCAAUGCAUUACUUCUCUGGGGAUCAAUGAAGGCAUAGCAGAGAAUUCAAGAUGUUCAAGAAGCAUAGCAGAGAAUUCAAGAUGUUCAAGAAGCACCCUAAUCAAUUUGGGAAGUGAAAUUAAGAGGCCAAAUAAGCUGUCAGAAGAACUGAUUAGGUGCUUAAUAAGUAUAUUUCUGAAUUUAAAUCAGACAACAUUCAAGAGCAAAAGAAUAUCAGAGAAGCAGCAUUCUCUAAACUGCAUCAACUCAAAAGUCUUCAUGUCAAAAACAACUGCGUUCAGCUGUAUAGAGCCGACUCCCUCAUUCAAUCAGAGUGCAUCUAAUCUUGAUCCUUACAGAAUAUUGGCUGACAUUGAUGGCACCAUCGGAGAUGUUGGACCGUAUAACAACUUCAUCCAAAUCACAAGAGCUUCCUUGGACAAAAGCCGUCUCUCUGAAUGCCUUCCAGCCAUGGGAAAGUUGAGGAUUUCGAUGCACAAACUCAGCAAAGUGAACAUAACUUACUUCACCUACAAGCAGAAGUUGGCAUUCUGGAUUAAUAUCUAUAAUGCCUGCGUAAUGAAUGCAUUUCUACAGCAGGGCUUGCCCUCCACACAGGAGAAACUUCUGGCACUCAUGAACGAGGCAACAAUUAAUGUUGGUGGGAUUGUACUCAAUUCUCUGGCAAUUGAACAUUUCAUCCUCCGCCAUCCUGCAGAAUCUGAACGUGAGCUAAUAGAUGAGAAAGAGAUGCUUCUGAGGCGUACUUAUGGUCUUGGUUAUCCAGAACCCAAUGUCACAUUUGCUCUUUGCCGAGGCACCUGGUCUUCUCCAGCCUUAAGGAUUUACACGGCUGACGAAGUAGUGAACGAAUUAGAGAGAGCUAAAGUAGAGUAUUUGGAAGCUUCAGUUGGAAUCACAAGCAAGAAAAAGAUUUUAGUGCCAAAACUGAUGCAGUGGUACAUGAAAGAUUUUGCCGAUGACAUGGAUUCACUGCUAGAAUGGAUUUACAGCCAACUACCACAUACAACAAGUAGCAACUCCUCGUUGAAAAGGUUGAUUAUGGAGUGUCUAGUAAAUGGUGAAACAAAUAAGUCACAACUUUUAGAGAUUCAGCCUUAUGCAUCUGAAUUCCGUUACUUACUUCCCUUGCGAUAA
Messenger RNA from Fraxinus pennsylvanica, 1617 nucleotides. The record is from the annotation of a GenBank genome assembly. NCBI's taxonomy places the organism in Eukaryota, Viridiplantae, Streptophyta, Magnoliopsida, Lamiales, Oleaceae.